AUGAGAGAUGCGAGAGAAAAUGCUUACAGAAACUUUUCCCAUUUUGUUUUGUCCUGGGUUGAUUCCAGACAGACUAAGGGACUACGCGCACAGCUGGAUACUUGCACAAAAGGAGCUCAGAUAACACCAAGUGGCAAUUGCGAUGGUUCAUCCUCUACCAGAGUACAAUUUGAGUUCAGUAGCAAAGGUAUUGAAUCUGAUAAAUUGCUGAUACAGAACCUGCUCUUCUACUACGAGUCGGAAAACAACACGCGGCCGACGGGUGUGCUGUUGCUCGAAGGCUCUUACUGCGAACGGCUUAGCAAAUCGCCUAUGGAACGAAAUGCCUCGUUUUGCUUCACUAUAUCGUACCGGCGCGAGACUCAGCGACAGUACGAGCUGCGUGCAGCGUCUGAAGUAGAUUGCGUGCAUUGGGUCGACGCUAUCCGUGAGGUGCCAACUAAAGAGAGUAUUGAGACCUUGUCUGCUCUGGAAAUUGCCGAGCAAAUGACGUAUUUGGAUUACCAGAUCUUCAGCGCAAUACACAGCGAGGAGUUCUUGGGGCAAGCGUGGACAAAAGCAGAUAAGGCGGAGAGAGCUCCGCACAUCUUGAUGAUGACCGCUCACUUCAAUCACAUCUCAAACCUCGUCAUAUCAGAGAUUUUGAAGAAGUAUACCAUGACAGGGCGAGUGCAAGCUAUAGAGAAAUGGGCGGCAGUAGCGGACAUAGCCCGGUGUCUCCACAAUUUCAAUGGCGUGCUGCAAGUGUGCGCUGCGCUCUCAAAUACUUCCGUUUACCGCCUCAAGAAGACUUGGGAGAAAGUCUCCAAAACGAGCAAACAAACAAUUGAGAGGAUGCAAACACUAAUAUCUUCAGAAUGCAGGUUUAGAAUCCUGCGAGAUGCGUUGCACAGGUGCGACCCUCCGUGCAUUCCGUACUUGGGCAUGUAUUUAUCAGACCUGUCAUUUAUUGACGAAGGCACAUCUAAUUACACUCCUGACGGUUUACUCAACUUUUCCAAGAUGAGAAUGAUCGCCCAUGUGAUUCGUGAGAUCAGGAACUUCCAGCAGACACCUUACAAAAUUGAUCACAUUCCUAAGGUGUGCGAGUUCCUGCUGGACCGCGCGCUGGUCAUCCCCGAGGAGCGGCAGUACACGCUGUCGCUGGAGCUGGAGCCGCGGGCGGCGCGGGGCUCGAGCGCGGGGCUGCACUCGCACUCGCACUCGGCCGCGCCCGCGUCGCCCGCCUCCUAG
Hyposmocoma kahamanoa is the source of this 1233-nucleotide messenger RNA. RefSeq names its product ras-specific guanine nucleotide-releasing factor 1-like. The record is from RefSeq and is a predicted model, not a curated record. Gene Ontology annotation, cellular component: plasma membrane. Bases 1 to 1233 code for a protein of 410 amino acids. The transcript has 11 exons. Lineage: Eukaryota; Metazoa; Arthropoda; Insecta; Lepidoptera; Cosmopterigidae. Gene Ontology annotation, molecular function: guanyl-nucleotide exchange factor activity. Gene Ontology annotation, biological process: positive regulation of GTPase activity; Ras protein signal transduction.